Molecule: messenger RNA, 639 nt
Organism: Manihot esculenta (cassava)
Lineage: Eukaryota; Viridiplantae; Streptophyta; Magnoliopsida; Malpighiales; Euphorbiaceae
Product: acetyltransferase At1g77540
Exons: 2
Coding region: 52-423 (123 amino acids)
Source: RefSeq, a predicted model, not a curated record
UGAUAGAAUGUGGAAGGGAGCAGAGAGGAAGUUAGGGAGGAACAACGAAAGAUGGCAACAGCAGGGGCAGCAGCAGCAGCACAAGCUGAGGCGCCGAAGAUCGUGUGGAACGAAAACCAACGCAGAUUUGAAACAGAAGACAAGGAAGCCUACAUCGAGUAUGUGCUCAGAAACGAUGGAAAAGUGAUGGAUUUAGUGCAUACCUAUGUCCCUCGUUCAAAGAGAGGAUUAGGUAUGGCUUCUCACCUUUGCGUUGCUGCUCUUAAUCACGCCAAGUCCCACUCCAUUUCCAUUGUCCCUACCUGCUCCUACGUCUCGGACACAUUCCUUCCACGGAACCCAUCGUGGAAUUCUGUUGUGUAUUCAGAAGAUCUCAAAUCAAAUACAGAAGCAACUUCAGAAGAUGUUAGAUCAAAUAUGUAAGCAAUUGAAAUGUGAUUGUAAAAUUAUCUUAUUUCAGCUUUAAGUUGUUCCUGUUUUCUGCUUAUUUCCGGAUAGUUACCCAUCAGCAGAAGAAUUAUUCCUCUGCUCUGCUUUACUUGCGGUAUUUACUAUGUUUAUGCUGCAUUUUCUCUUAUAUUCAUCAAAAUUCAUGUGCUUUCCUAUUUGUUAUAUCAAUUUACAGCCAUAAUUUUGCUA